This is a messenger RNA of Camelus dromedarius (Arabian camel), 6955 nucleotides long. It is a transcript of the gene GCC2, whose product is annotated as GRIP and coiled-coil domain containing 2. Gene Ontology annotation, cellular component: Golgi apparatus. The transcript is spliced from 22 exons. Bases 473 to 5419 code for a protein of 1648 amino acids. Gene Ontology annotation, biological process: late endosome to Golgi transport. The record is from RefSeq and is a predicted model, not a curated record. NCBI's taxonomy places the organism in Eukaryota, Metazoa, Chordata, Mammalia, Artiodactyla, Camelidae.
GGUGAACGGGGUCGUUUUUACGGCCCUGGGCAGCGUUUCACAGUCUCUAGGCGGUGAGGUUUGUUCUGCAUACUGAGUAUCAGAUUGAGACACUCGCCUGAGCACUUUAUUUCCCUUCACUUCAGCUCGAUAAGUACUGUUAUCUCAGUUUCACAGACAAGAAAACGGAGCCCACAGGGGUUAAGUAACGUUCCCUGAUUUUUUAAGUUAAAGCCUAAUGCAACCCGAUUUAUAGUGUUGCUGUAGUGAACAGGCUUAUGUGUUUUCAGGUGGCCAGAGACUUCUUUCAGCCUUAGGUAGAAUAAAAUAAUUUUAUAGCUGUAAGGAACUUUUAAGUAGAAUUAGUCCCCUAAUUUUGCAAUUAAAGAAAUCGAAAUCCAGAGAGUAUCUUAACCUGUAACAAGGAUAUCUAUAAUACAAGAGGCUGGAAACAUUGCCCAGGGAAGAUCUUAUCAAGUUCGCCAAAAAGCAGAUGAUGCUAAUACAGAAAGCUAAAUCCAGAUGUACAGAAUUGGAGAAAGAAAUUGAAGAAUUCAAAUCAAAAUGUGUUGCUGGAGGAACUGAUGAUAUUAUUAAGGCAUUGACCGAACGUCUGGAUGCUGUUCUUUUGGAAAAAGCAGAGGCUGAGCAACAGUGUGUUUCUCUGAAGAAGGAAAAUAUUAAAAUGAAGGAAGAGGUUGAGAACUCUGUAACUAAGUUGGAAGAUGUGCACAAGGACUUUGAACAAUCACAAAGCAACUAUGUGAAAGAAGUGGAAAAUUUGAAAAAUGAGUUAAUGGCAGUACAUUCCAAAUACAGUGAAGAUAAAGCUAGUUGGCAAACGGAACUGGAAGGAGCAGUGAAAAAACAAUUAGAGCUUUCAGAACAACUUAAAUUUCAGACUGACUCUGAAGAUAAUGUUAAAAAACUCCAAGAAGAGAUUCAGAAAAUUAAGCCAGCCUUUGAAGAGCAAAUUUUAUGUCUGCAAAAGCAGUUAGAAGCUGCCACAAAUGAAAAGGAGCAAGAAAUUACUUAUCUCAAAGGAGUCAUUGAGGCUAAUUCUCAGCAGUACCAAAAAGACAUUAAUAGUUUACAAGAAGAACUUUUACGGUUGAAAUGUACACACCAAGAAGAGGUGAAAGAAUUGAUGUGCCAGAUUGAAGCAUCCGCUAAAGAACGUGAAGCAGGAGUAAAUAAUUUAAACCAGCUGAAGGAGAACUUAGUCAAACAGUGUGAGGCAGGUGAGAAGAACAUUCAGGAGAAAUAUGAAUGUGAAUUAGAAAACAUUGGGAAGGCCUCAGAUGCAAACCAAGUAACUCAGAUGUGUUCUUUGCUCUUACAAGAGGAUAGUUUUGUAGAACAAGAAGUAAAUGAAAAAGUCAAGCACUUAGAAGAUGCCUUAAGAGAACUGGAAUCUCAACACAGUAUCUUAAAAGAUGAGGUAACUUACAUGAAUAAUCUUAAAUUGAAACUUGAAAUUGAUGCCCAACAUAUAAAGGAUGAGUUUUUUCAUGAACGGGAAGAUUUAGAGUUUAAAAUUAAUGAAUUGUUAUUAGCUAAAGAAGAACAGGGGUGUGUAAUCGAAAAAUUAAAAUCUGAGCUAGAAGAUUCAAAUAAGCGGUUUUGCUGUGCCAUAGAACAACAUAACAAAGAAGUACAGAGUCUUCAGGAGCAGCAUCAAAAAGAAAUCUCAGAACUCAAUGAGACACUUCUGUCAGGUUCUGAAAAAGAAAAAUUAACACUAAUGUUCGAAAUACAGGGUCUUAAAGAGCAGUAUGAAAACCUACAACAAGAAAAGCAAGAAGCAAUUUUAAAUUAUGAGAGUUUACGAGAAAUUAUGGAAAUUUUACAAACAGAAUUAGGGGAGUCCGCUGGAAAAAUAAGUCAAGAGUUCGAAUCAAUGAAGCAACAGCAAGCAUCUGAUGUUAAUGAACUUCAGCAGAAGCUGAGGACUGCAUUUAAUGAAAAAGAUGCUCUUCUUGAAACUGUGAAUCAUCUCCAGAGAGAAAAUGAAAAGUUGUUAUCACAACAAGAAUCUGUACUAGAACUUGAAAAUACCAUAAAGAACCUUCAAGAAAAGAAUGAAAUGUGUUUAGUUAGUCUCAAUCAGAGAGAUACCAUGUUGCAAGAAUGUGAAACAAAGAUAAAUUAUCUUUCUGAGGAAAAAGAUGAUUUCAUAAAUAAAAUUAGAAGUUCUCAUGAAGAGGUGGAUAAUCUCCAUAAAGAAUGCGAAAGAAAAGAAAGAUUGAUUAUAGAACUUCGGGGAGAAGUGGAGCAAACUACCCAGUACAACGCUGAACUAGAACAAAAGGUAAAUGAAUUAACAGGAGGACUAGAAGAAACAUUGAAAGAAAAGGAUCAAAAUAAUGAAAAACUAGAAAAGCUUGUGGCUCAAUUGAAAAGUCUCUCUGAAGACCAGGAAGCAAUGUCAUCUGAAGUGAAGUCUCUUUAUGAGGAAAAUAGUAGACUGAGUUCAGAAAAGAACCAGUUGAGCAGGGAUUUGGAAGCUCUCCUGUCUCAAAGAGAAGGAGAUUUUAUGCUUAAGGAACAGAUUUCUGAAUUAGAAAAGAAACUUCACUUAACAGUUGAAGAAAGAGAUAAUUUCAAUAAACUGUUGGAAAAUGAGCAAGUUCAGAAGUUAUUUGUCAAAACUCAGUUGUAUGGUUUUCUUAAACAAAUGGAGCCAAAAGUUUCAGAAGAAAGUGAAGAGCAAGAUAUUGUAAGUGUCCUACAAGCUGUCAGUGAAUCCUUAGCUAAAAUAAGUGAAGAAAAACACAACCUGGUUUUUCAGUGCGAUAAAAAGGUAGUAGAUUUAGAAAAAGAGAUUAAGUCACUUCAAGAAGAGAAUGUAAUUCAAUGUGAGGAACUUAGGUCUUUACUAAGAGACUCUGAGCAGGAAAAAAUUACCUUAAGGAAAGAGUUAGAAGAAACCCUCUCAGAAAAAGAGGCCCUGCAGUCUGAUCUUCUAGAAAUGAAGAAUGCUAAUGAACAGACAAGGCUUGAAAACCAGAAUCUCUUAAUUCAGGUUGAAGAAGCAUCUCAAAAAUUAUGUAGCAAAAAUGAAAAACAUAAUGAAAAAGAAAAAUCUUUUGUAGAGGACCUUGAAAACCUAAGGCUGUUACUGGAACAAAGAGAAUCUGAAUUGCAAGAUGUGAGAGCAGAGUUGACAUCAUUAAAGGAUUCCUUAGAGAAAUCACCUUCUGUAGAAAGUGAUCAACCUUCAGUAAAAGAGUUUGAAGAAAAAAUAGGAUAUCUGGAAAAAGAAUCCAAAGAGAAAGAGGAGAAGAUAAAUAAGUUAAAACUAGUUGCUGUGAAGGCAAAGAAAGAACUAGAUUCUAGCAGAAAAGAGGCCCAGACUCUACGGGAAGAACUUGAAUCUAUUCACUCUGAAAGGGAUCAGUUGUCUGCUUCCAUGCGAGAUCUCAUUCAAGGAGCAGAAAGCUAUAAGAAUCUUUUAAUAGAAUAUGACAAGCAGUCCGAGCAGUUGGAUAUAGAGAAAGAACGUGCUAGUAAUUCUGAGCAUCGUGUGGAAGACCUUACAAAACAGCUAAGGAAUCUGACUUUUCAGUGUGAAAAAUUAAACUCUGAUAAUGAAGACCUGCAGGCGCGUGUUGAGACGCUGCAAUCUAACUCCCGGUUGUUGGAAGUGCAGAUUUUGGAAGUCCAGAAAGCCAAAGCAAUAGCAGACAAAGAGCUGGAAGCUGAAAAACUUCAGAAAGAACAGAAAAUAAAGGAGCAUGCCAAUUCUGUGAAUGAACUUGGAGAACUUCAGCUACAGCUUCAAAAGGAGAAGAAACAGCUUCAGAAAACCAUGCAAGAAUUAGAGCUGGUUCGAAAGGAUGCUCAGCAGACCACACUGAUGAACAUGGAAAUUGCCGAUUACGAACGUUUGAUGAAAGAACUAAAUCAAAAGUUAGCUAAUAAAAACAGCAAGGUGGAAGAUUUGGAGCAAGAAAUUAAAAUUCAGAAACAGAAGCAAGAAACCCUGCAAGAAGAAAUGACCUCCCUGCAGGCGUCAGUACAGCAGCACGAGGCAAAAAACAACAAAAUCAAGCAGUUGCUUGUGAAAACCAAGAAAGAACUGGCAGAUUCAAAGCAAGCGGAGACUGAUCACUUAAUACUUCAAGCGUCUUUAAAGGGCGAGCUGGAGGCGAGCCAGCAGCAAGUAGAAGUCUAUAAAAUCCAGCUGGCCGAGGUGACGUCGGACAAGCAUAGGGCCCACGAGCAGCUGAAGGUGUCGGCGGAGCAGCACCAGCGCACGCUGGCCGCGUACCAGCAGAGGCUGGCGGCCCUGCAGGAGGAGUGCCGCGCCGCCAAGGCAGAACAGGCUGCUACCACUUCUGAAUUUGAGAGCUACAAAGUCCGAGUUCACAAUGUCCUGAAACAGCAGAAGAACAAGUCUGUGUCUCAGACCGAGACCGAGGGAGCUAAACAGGAAAGAGAGCACCUGGAGAUGUUGAUUGACCAACUGAAAAUCAGAUUACAAGACACCCAGAACAACUUGCAGAUGAGCGUGUCUGAGCUGCAGACGCUACAGUCUGAGCACGACGCCCUGCUGGACAGGCACAACCGGACGCUGCAGGAGGCUGUGGCCAAGGAGGCCGAGCUCCGCGACAGGCUGUCCUCGCUGCAGUCAGAGGGCUCGCUGCUGAGGUCGGAGCACGCGCAGGCCGUCAGCCAGCUCACCGCCCAGAACGAGGCCCUCGGCAGCAGCUUCCGCGAGCAGGUGCGGCACCUGCAGGAGGAGCACCAGAGGACAGUGGAGACGCUGCAGGGGCAGCUGGCCAGGGCCGAGGCCCAGUUGGCCCAGCACCGGAGCGAGCCGCCUGCCAGAAGUACAGCUUCUUCCCACCAACCUGUGAGGAGCCUUCGAGAGAGAAGCGCCGACCUCCCUGUCCUGGACGUGCAGGCCGCGGCCCGGGAGCAGGGGGAGGGCAUGGAGGACACCGACACCGAGUCCACGCCGCCCACCGGCGCCCGCACACCCUUCCUGGAGCAGCUGCUGAAUUACCCUGAAGCGAAGCUCGAGUCCCCUUCGUGGCACACUGAAUUUACCAAAGAAGAGUUGGCCCAGAAGCUCAGCUCCACCACAAAAAGCGCGGACCACUUGAAUGGCCUGCUGCGGGACUCAGAGGCCACCAACGCCAUGCUCAUGGAACAGAUUAAGCUCCUGAAGAGUGAGAUCAGGCGGCUGGAGAGGAACCAGGAGCGCGAGAAGUCGGCGGUGAGCCUGGAGUACCUGAAGAACGUCCUGCUGCGCUUCCUGCUCCUGCAGCCCGGCAGCGAGAGGGCGCGGCUGCUGCCCGUGGUGGGCACCAUGCUGCAGCUCAGCCCCGAGGAGAAGGCCCAGCUGGCCGCCGCGGCCCGAGGUGAGGAGGAAAACGCCUCCCGCGCCUCCGGCUGGGCCUCCUACCUGCACAGCUGGUCUGGACUUCGGUAACUGACGAGGAGGCAUCGCUUAUUAACCAAAUAGAACCCAUUUGGCAAAAGGUCACGUGUGCUGCUCUUCUGUUGUCCCAGAGCAUAUGCGCGUGACUCACAUCUGCACAGACUUGUACAUACGCGAAGGUGGUAAAGGGGGCGGCCGCGGCCUGUCACCCUAUGCCCACUGUGGCCACGGACCCUGAGGAGCCCCGGACAACUUGCCCCCGGAGCUUCAGGCCCACCCGUCGGGCAGUGCUGUGAAUUCUAAAGUGAAGCCCAAUUUUGAUCCUGUACCAACUGGAAUUUAGGCUGUUAACACAAUGUUAUGAGAGCAUUUAUGGCAAGGUCGGGCUUGCAGAUAGAUUGUUAUUCGUGAUCAAUUGUUAAAGAAAAUCUGUGAAUCAGAACGUGAAGGAAAGCGCUUUCUUGACAGACUUGACACAUUUAUGAAGGGACUGCAAGGUGCACACGUUGCAAUGAAUUGCGAGACAGUUAAAAUGCAGUUCUUCUGGUGAUUACUGUAAGGCGAGCUGUUCUUUCGUUCUCUAAAGCGUGUCAUCUCGGAAGCUGUUCUUGGUCAGGAGCCCCGGCAGUGCCGGGCAUGUGUGGACGGGGCCACCGCGGGUGCCGGUGGUUCCCGGGGGGCAGGUGUCCCCAGGCUCUUGGCCUUCAGCGACUUCUGAGCCAGGGGUCUGCUCUGAGAAUUCUCCUGGCUCCACAGACGGCAGCGCCCCGGGCCGCGGCUGGGCCCUCAGCAUCGUGUCUGCGUGUGGACGUGGUGCCACCGUGUUGCAGCAGGUAAGUCGCUCUGAGGCUCCACGCCGGCCCCUCAGCCUCUGGGGAGAUGCUUUCACAGUUCUUGGGAACAGCUCCAGGUGGUGGUGUUACUUACCUUUGAUGCCUCUGAAUAUUUUAUUGACCAGAUCAAAAAUGUGUUCCUAAAUGGUAAAUGUGAGAAUUCUAUUUUUAAUAUUUAUUUGUUAAAAAUCACCUCACAGUAUGCUCUAUGACGUUCUCUCAAGCCUUCCAAUUUCUACUCUGAUUUUCAGUCUCAGCUGCUGAACUGACUUUGUACUUCGGUUACUCAGAACAUUGAUCUCCAGUUUAACUGAAAUGUGCUGCUGACACGUUGAGUUUGCUCUUUAAAAAAUAUCUCAUAUACCUGUCUUUCUUCCUGUUUUAGAAGAACAGACCUAACUAGUGAAUGUAUUAAUGAAAAUGCAUCUAUUUCCAAGCUGAAUUUAAAAGUUUAGUUUUUUCACUUUAUACCAAACUGUGAACAUGAGUAUGCUUGUAGCGUACAAUGUAACUGUUAUCAUAUUUAAACACAUUUCACUUUCUCUGUAAGUCUAGGCCGCUUUGAAUCCUGUAUCAACUUGUUUUGAAAUAUAGUCUCUACCUAUGGAUGCAAUAAUCGAAAUGCCUUUUUGCAUGAUAAAAAAAAUUAUUACUUUAAUUACAGAAGGGAUAUCCUUUCAUGGCUUCAGCAAUGAGAGGAAAUGUAAUGAUUAUUUUAAUAUUUCUAUUAAAUAUGUUUACCUGUAUAUUCUUA